AUGCUAUUCAACCUUGGCUUAACAGCGGAUGCGGCAGCAGCUCACGAAAACGAAUACCCCGGGUUACCAUCCGAAACCCAGAUCCCUAGCCCGACGCGUCAUUCGUCCCCGGCAAUUUCAUUCGCUUCCCUGCCAUCGUGGGGACUAGGCAGCAUCUAUAACCGGCGCAAACCCACGGAACCAGAAACGACGCAGCGUACAAUGCCGCGCAAAGCUGCCAUUGAUACAUUAUCCUCGAGCGAUGACGAGCGUUCGACAGUCACCCCAGUCCUAGCUCCAUCAAGGAUCGCCCGUUCGCAAUCAGUUCGGAAACAAUCGUCGCGCCCUAAAACGUCAUACCAGCUAGCGCAUCCCGCGGCCCACGCACGCCAUAGGCGAUUAAAGCUCCGGCCUAAGCUUCUCCUGCAGCUUCAACGUGUGUCGCAAACCCCACGACCUCUCCCACUUUUGGAUGUGCUUCCCUCCACCGUGUUCCUGCCACCUCUAGCUCGCAAGUUCCCGAUGAUCUUCCGCGGUAAAAAAGGACUAGGCCCCAAUGACCUCAUUGUCGUAACUAGUGACCUCUAUGAGCGGGCACCGGGCGAUAAUGGGGAUAGGUCCCUAAGCUCCGAUGAUGAAGGCGGAGAACAACGUGAGGUGGUCGCAACGAUAUGCCAGCUCUUCAGGGACGAUGCUCUAUCGAAAGGGAAGGCGGAGAUCUGUUUGAACCAUGGACCAGUUUGGGAGGCCACGCCUCUUGCCAAUGGCUCCUAUGAGUUUGUGGCCAAUACAGAUGAUGGUAUCCAGGUCCUGCGGUGGGUUCUGAGAGGUGGGAGGAAUCGUCGCGUGUCUGCGCCCCCAGGCUUCUCGCAAGAGGACAGCAAGCGGUUUACGUUCAGCGUGAUCAAUCCUAGCACUCGCCGUCACCCGGUUGUUGGUACGAUGACACGCAAUCACCUCGAGGUGUAUGAUGAGUACUCGAUUCCGACCACACCGGGUAUUGCUGGCUCGCCAACUUCCGCCAUGUCCGUGCUCAGCGACUUCUCCGAGAUGGAUGAUCCACUGGACCGAAAGGUUCUGAAAACCGACAAUGACCUUCGCAUGCUGAUCAUUAUCACCAGCAUAUGGGUAGCCUUUAGGGAAGGCUGGUCUCAUAACUUCACUUACGACGAUUCAGCCUUGGCGAUCAACACUAAGACAAUGUGUCCGUCGAGACACAGCUCGCCAACUGCGAUUAGAAGUGAGACUGACAGAUUCACCGAGAGGGAUGAUGGCCACGAUGAUGUUCCCCCGCUAAAUGGUCGAAGACAUCGCCUCUCGACAUCCAGCUAUGUCCCUUCACAAUCCACGGUGUCCGACCGAUCGACGACCUUUGGGAGCUUAUCGAGACGGUCCAACUCAACUGGUGCGGCCUUCAUUGAGCGGACUAACCGACGUGCUUCGGGUAGCAACGGUCGUCUCACCCGACACAGUACGCUCUCCAGUCCUCGCGAGCAGAGACAGGACGAAACCGUCGAAGCCAAGCCUGCCCGACAAGACUCCAAGAGCCGCAGGUUAUUUUCCCAUAGGAAAUCCGACGUCCAAGAUUUCAAGAUGACAGCUUCCCCGGAUCAAGCGAUAGACGGGUCCAGGGGAUACGAAAACAACCAGUCACGCCAAGCCGAUUCUUUUCGCGACAAAGGUAUUGACUCCCCCGCAGACUCGGCGCCGAGCAAGGGAAAGCGUCGGCAUCGGAUUAGCAGCCUCUUCGAAUAUAUUAUUCGCAAGACCGGACAUCAUCAUUGA
Messenger RNA from Aspergillus niger, 1764 nucleotides. RefSeq lists its product as uncharacterized. The record is from RefSeq and is a predicted model, not a curated record. The coding region runs from base 1 to 1764 and encodes 587 amino acids. The transcript has a single exon. Lineage: Eukaryota; Fungi; Ascomycota; Eurotiomycetes; Eurotiales; Aspergillaceae.